This is a messenger RNA of Anopheles bellator, 5818 nucleotides long. RefSeq names its product serine-rich adhesin for platelets (gene Snrk). Gene Ontology annotation, cellular component: cytoplasm. The transcript has 9 exons. Gene Ontology annotation, molecular function: protein serine/threonine kinase activity; ATP binding; tau-protein kinase activity. Bases 239 to 3919 code for a protein of 1226 amino acids. NCBI's taxonomy places the organism in Eukaryota, Metazoa, Arthropoda, Insecta, Diptera, Culicidae. The record is from RefSeq and is a predicted model, not a curated record. Gene Ontology annotation, biological process: microtubule cytoskeleton organization; protein phosphorylation; intracellular signal transduction.
GGACCAGCAAGGCCACGAGAGGAGGAGAUUCCUUAAGCAAUCCGGACCCGGGAGCCGGUAGUGGUUCUAGCAGAUCUACGUUGGCUGCAGUCUCGAGAGACACGGACACGGACACAAGCGGGGCGAGCAGAGGGGUAGUCGGCGCACGAAGCGCGCGGGACUCGCGGGUGGAGGUCGCGAAACCCGUUAAACUGUUGUGGAAACCUCCGACCAGCACCAGCACCAGACCGCCGUCGUCAUGCAGCGAACGUUCGGUGGCCUAUCGGCGGCCGCGAACCGGGCUGGCGUGUACGAUGGGAAGAUCGCCGGGCUGUACGAUCUCGAGGAGACGCUCGGGUCGGGCCACUUUGCCGUUGUCAAGCUGGCGCGCCACGUGUUCACCGGCGAGAAGGUGGCCGUGAAGGUGAUCGAGAAGACGAAACUGGACGAGAUCUCGCGGGCCCACCUGUUCCAGGAAGUGCGCUGCAUGAAGCUGGUCCAGCACCCGAACGUCGUCCGGCUGUACGAGGUGAUCGACACGCAGACGAAGCUGUACCUUAUACUAGAACUCGGCGACGGGGGCGAUCUGUACGACUACAUUAUGCGCCACGAGAAGGGCCUCUCGGAGAAUGUGGCCCGCGAGUACUUCCGGCAGAUCGUGCGCGCCAUCUCCUACUGCCACCAGCUGCACGUGGUCCAUCGAGACCUAAAACCGGAGAACGUGGUGUUCUUCGAGAAGCUGGGAGUCGUAAAGCUGACCGACUUUGGGUUUAGCAACAAGUUCUGCCCGGGUCAAAAGCUGGAAACGUCCUGCGGCAGUUUGGCGUACUCAGCGCCGGAAAUUCUUCUCGGCGACUCGUACGAUGCACCGGCAGUCGAUGUGUGGUCGCUGGGUGUGAUACUGUUUAUGUUGGUGUGUGGACACCCGCCGUUUCAGGAGGCCAACGACUCGGAAACACUGACAAUGAUCAUGGACUGCAAGUACACGAUGCCGCCCCACGUUUCCGAUGGAUGUCGCAAUCUCAUCAGCAAAAUGUUGGUGCGCGCCCCGGAGAAGCGAGCCACGUUACAUCAGAUCGCGCAGGACGAGUGGCUGAUGGAGGGCAGCUGCGGGGAGACGACCGAAAAUCUGCCGCUGGUCAGCCGCGAGCAGGUCAGCGAGGAGGAUCACUCGUUGAUCAUCCAGAAGAUGAUCAACGGCAAAAUAGCUACCAAAGAGGAAAUACUAGAGGCUUUAGAUCGUAACGAGUACAAUCACAUUACGGCGACCUAUUUCUUGCUGGCGGAGCGAAAACUGCGAUCCCACCGCCAGGAGGAAGCGCAAAAGCGGAAACCGGAGCUGACGUUACCGGUUUCCAAUUCCGCACGGAUGCAAACUUUUAAGAAAAACGAUGUGGACGAGGAUGAGGAUACGCAGGGUGGACUGCUUUCAACGACACUGGGUAUGCACCUGAGUGUGCCGCGGACACCGGGAACUGAUUCGGGACAGACGGGUCGUAGCCGGAAGUGCAGCAUCGUGCAGGAGGAGGAAGACGACGAGGAUGACGUUCACUGUGCGGGUCACGAGGAACUGUCAACGCCGCUCAACCGCAGGGGAUCGCGCUCGGAGGGACGCAUCAGCGUGACGGUGCAGGACCGGAUAGCGGAAUCAGAGCGGCUGAAACUGGAAGCGAAAAAGUAUCAACAACUCGAGCAGUCGAAGCUGAGCAGUGCGGUGGAUGAAACGGACUCUAGCCACCACUACGCCGGUGGUCAGAGUCAGCAGAUGUCGCCGCUGCUCGGUGGUAUCGGUAACGUGACGCUCAUCACGAGCGAAAACAGUAGCACGAAGGAGCGGCUCGGUAUCGCGGGCGGCGGCCUGCACAGGAAACCGAUGCCGGAGCUGAAGCGAACGGUGGCAGUGCCGGGCGGCGGUGGUGGCGCCCCGGGUGCUAGUAUCGAGCCGAAGAAGACGUCGAUUCUGAAGCCAACGCUGGUGAAGAUCAUCAGCGACAGUAGCACCGGAAACACCAACGUACGGUCCGGUUCGUUCGAUCAGUGCAUGCGAAACCAUCUGUCCGGCGGAGGAGGAGAGCUGGUGACGACGAAAAUCAUUACGGACAGCUCGACGAUCACGAUCCCGAUACCGACGCUCAACAUAGUGACGGCAUCGACGAUCCCGAAGUACAAGACGAUGCCAUCACCGACGCGCUCGAACGCGAUCUUGACCGCCACGACCAACUGUCUGAACGAGAUCUUCGAGGAGGGCACGGACGUGGGCAGUUCGGACAGUACCAGCACCACACCACGGCCCGUCAUCCGUAGCCAGUACGUGGGGGGCCGUGCACCGGGUCAGAUGCAGUCGACCAACGGAACGACCGCGGUCGUUGUUGGGAGCACCGGUGCUGGUGGUGCUGGUUCCGGUGGCGGUAAUGGGGCCGGACACAACGUCCACCGGCGCAGUAGGUUCAACAAAUCGCGCACCGCUUCGUGCAGCAGUUCGGAUGCGUCGGACGAUGAUUCGGAGAAUCGGAAAAAGCGGGCACACAAGAUCGUGGACGGUGGCAGCAUUAAGCCGUUGACGCAGCGACGCGAUUCGCACGAUGAUUCGAGUGACUCGCAGGACCCGGGCAGUAAUGUGGCCGGUGCCGGUGGUGGCAGGCAGCUCAAGAAUGGUAUGAACGGUGCGAACACUGCUGCCAGCAGUGGUAGUGGAGGGACCGGCGGUGGCGGCAGUAGUACCAGUGGCCAACAGGGUGCUGGCGGAGGAGGGGCUCAGUCGUCGGAUGGAUCUUCGUCGUCCGGUGGUGGUGGUGGUGGUGGCAGUCGACAGAAGGCGUCCCAGUCGCAGGUAGACUUUCGCCGGCAUCGGGGCCGCAGGAGGCCGGUGGAAACGCGGUUGCGCGAAUCGCAGUCGCUGAAUCGCAUCACCGAGGUGCAAGAGUCGGAAGUGGGCCACGGUGGCGGCCAGCUGGCCAGCUGUAGCACGGGCGUUGCCACCACACCGGCGGUGGUGGCUCUCGGUGCGGCACACGGCGUGGACGCAACGGUCAAUGGAGUUGAUGGAUCCUGUGAUAGAAUGGCGGAAGACGACCGGGAACCGAGGCGACAAGACCGGGGGGCUAGCGCUUCUAUCGCUAGUGAACCUGCGAGCAGCAUCCGAGCGACUGUGGGCGCGGCGAAGAGUCCAGCCCAAGCGAAGCAACAUGCGCCAUCGAAACCGAAAGGAUUCAGUGCGAGAAUAUUCCAUACGUUCAAGAAACAUCCGGCGGCGGCCGCGGCAGUGCCGGCAGUGACGACGGCGCAGGUCCUCAAUGAUCCGCCAUCGACGGCAUCCGGAGACGACAUUGAGAUCGUGGUGGAGCUGGCUAAAGCCCUGAACAACGCGGCCGACGGUGGUGGAACGGGCAAGGCCGCUGGCGGCGGUGGUGGCAACACAAAGAAGAUCAAAAUUCUUGGCCGUUACUUUCAGGUGCAUAAGAAAAUUUACGUUCCCCUGUCCGGUCUGUUCCAGCGCGGCCGGCUCUACAAGGCCCAGUCGUGCGGCUCGAUCGUGCGUGAUCGCGUCAACGUGAACCCGAACGGGGGCGGGUCGGGCACCACUGGCCGCCAUUCGACGAUCUUUAGUGAGAAGAAUAGAAUCAUUAAAAACUGCCUCGGUAGCGGUGGCGCUGGUGGCGGCGGUGGUGUUGGUGGUUCGCGGCAUCUCGGUAGCGAUGGCGACAUAAACCACAACAAUGGGGCAAGCCACCACCAUCACCAUAGCAGCAGCUUUCUGGCCACCCUCUCCAGCUCGGAGGCCACUGGCGGAGGUGGUGGCGAUGGUUUCGGGAGCGGUCCAUCGCCGAUCGAGCACCUCGUCGCGAAGGGGGGUCCGUCCACGAUCGAUCGCACGUCCGGUGCCGCUGCCUCGGCGGUGACCGUGUCCACCGUCACAGCAGUUCCUAUUAAAACGGCAUAGGCGGAGCUCGCACGGCGGCAUAGCAGCGCAGCGGCAGCAUCCAGCAUUCCAUCGAUGGCUCUCUAGGGGGAGAGACCGUAGCGAGUCCCUCGCGGGUGAUGAAGUGACACCAAUCGCAGAUCGCCGCAUCGACACACAUACAGCUAUAAUGCCAAAGAAACAUCACGACGACGCUUCGCCGUGCGUUGUGCACGCCGCGAACACGGAUGCGUGAACAGGAAUCUCUCCCCGUGCAUGUGUCUCUUUCGCUUUCUCGAUCGCAUUCACUACUUGACCUAGCCGGGAAGCAUCCGGAACAGAGAGAGAGAAAGAGAGGGCACUGAACGUCGCCGCGCCGACGGGUGAAGAAGGGCCACUCUGAAUGUGCAAUAUUUCAUUUACAAACACAGGGUUAGAAUUUGAAAAGUAUUAUCGAGAGAGAGAGAGUGUGCAUGUGUGUAUUACGUUACGUUAAGUUGUAGCUUCGGUAGUAGGCUUUCGUCGUGUAUCCUUCCUUCCUUUGGCACACCGAUCUAAGGAGACCACGGCACGACAGGAUGUUUUGGACGACAACUAGUAGUGAUAGCCUACUGGGGUGUGGUUGAAAAGGAAGAGCCUGAUUCGCAGUGUGCGAGAGGCACAGAGGAAGAAACUAUUUUGGAACAAAAAUGAGUUUUUAAACCAACAAUCGGUACUUUUGAUAUUAACACUUACCAAUUUGUGGAAGGGUCGAUCGACGACUAAUCGUCACAAUGGACAACAGGUUUACUGUACGGGAAUGUGGACGCGGGGCGAACAAAGAGCCGUUUCUUUUGUGUGUUACUUUUUAUUUCCGUGUAUGUGCUGUGCACAGCAAUUAAUUACUAUAAUUCCUAUCUGACGCGCGUUACUACGGCAUUACUACGGCGUUACUGAACUCUUAGUGUUACGUUAGUGUGUUAGGAAUUGUGUAACGCGCGCUCUCUUCAGAAAGUACUGAGAUGUAACCCUUCUGAAAGCGCUUACGGAGGGAGAAUAGACACUAAUAGCACACACAGUAGAGUAAUUGUUUUUGUUUUUCUAGUACCUCUACGUCCGCUUGCCGUCUGUUGCACACACCGGUGUGUUGUUUCUAGUAGCGGAACCAAUAGAUGAAGAAUUGCGGCGGCACAAACGAGCAGCUGGAAAAGUACCGCUCGCCCAGCAUAUAAUGUAUAUUUUGUACACUGUUCAAAGCCCGCAUAUUUCCAACAAAAAAUAGGCAUUUAUCGCGAUGUUAUCGAGUCGGACGGGCGCGACACGGGAUCUCACUGUAGAACUUCUCCUGUCGGUGACGGUAACAAAACUCGAACAAACACUGCGCAAACGAUUGUGGCAAAGACGGAAAAAACGAUCACAAUCAAACGGUGUCAAACAGGGCGGCAGUAUGAUUACGAGCCAACUGAUGGCCAGUAGACUGUGCACUUGGAAUUACACGCGCGAGCGAACAAAGUGUAGCGCGCAAAGGCACUUUUCGUGGGCAAUCGAAUGGGUAUUUGUUAGGUGUACUGUGAAGAUCGAACUGUAUCCAUGAUUUACUGUUUCCUUUCGUUUUUGUAAACUAUUUACCCCAGCACACUGAACGUAGAGCAACCGUAGAGUAGAGUUAUGCUGGAAGCGGACAAUUUAUAUUAAGUCACACAGCACCUUCCGCACACAUCCCGGGUGCGCACGGAUAGCGAACAAACAUGUGAGUGUUUAGCAAACUAGCAAAUUCGCUAUUAAUUUAAUCAAAACACACAAGGUAGUAGCAAAUCAGAAUUAGUAGAGAGCAGCGGUAGCAACACGCAAAUCUAACACGACGGGGUGUAAUGGGGUAGUAAAAGCCUUCAGUAGAUAUGAAGCGAAAGAUUGGAACCAUAUACUUUUCGCGAAACCAACGCAGGUGAAACAAUGGGCGCA